Molecule: messenger RNA, 393 nt
Organism: Aspergillus saccharolyticus JOP 1030-1
Lineage: Eukaryota; Fungi; Ascomycota; Eurotiomycetes; Eurotiales; Aspergillaceae
Exons: 3
Coding region: 1-393 (130 amino acids)
Source: RefSeq, a predicted model, not a curated record
AUGAAGUGGACACCCGAAAACAUGAAUGUCCUAUGGGAAACCCUCUUUGAAACCCACGACCUCACCAUCGACGUCGACAAGAUGGCCGCAACCUGGCCCACCCCUCACCCCGACGACGAAAAGCCCACCCCGCGCGCCAUCAAAGAGCGUCUCGAGAAAUUCCGCCGCAAUCUGAAGAACGGGGGCAGCUCGAUCACUUUUAGUAUGGGGACGAAGCGCGCGGGGGGUCCGAGCCCCGAGUCGCCACAGAAGACUCCGCCGAAGAAGAAGAAGCGGGUGUCGAAGAAGGCCGUGCCGGGGAAGGGAAACGUUGCGUCGGAGGAGAAGGGUUCCCUGGACGGUGAUAGACAAGGAGGUGCAGGGGAGCAGGGUUCUGCGGGGAAUGUGGGUUGA